UGCCCCUUGCUGGCGCUCCGGUUCCCACACUGGGCUCUGGAGGGGCCAAUGCGCGAGGGCAGCAGCCCCUGAAGCCUAGCGGGGGAGGCUAAGACCGACCGACAGCCAAGAGAGGCCGAGCUGGGAGCAUGGGUCCAGGCCUGUGGGCGGCGUCCUGCCCUUCCCUGUGGCGGUGGCUGCUGCUGGGGACUGUGACAGUGGGGUUGUUGGCCCAGAGCGUCCUGGCGGGUGUGAAGAAGUAUGACGUGCCCUGUGGAGGAAGAGACUGCAGCGGGGGCUGCCAGUGCUACCCGGAGAAAGGAGGACGUGGUCAACCAGGGCCAGUCGGCCCCCAGGGAUACAACGGGCCCCCAGGAUUACAAGGUUUCCCAGGAUUGCAGGGCCGGAAAGGCGACAAAGGUGAAAGGGGAGCUCCCGGGAUAACAGGCCCAAAAGGAGACGUGGGAGCAAGAGGCGUUUCUGGAUUCCCCGGUGCUGAUGGAAUUCCUGGACAUCCAGGGCAAGGUGGACCCAGAGGAAGACCUGGUUAUGAUGGCUGCAAUGGAACAACAGGAGACGCAGGCCAAGAGGGUCCCCCAGGUUCUGUGGGACCUCCCGGCUACCCUGGACCUCAAGGACCCAAAGGACAAAAAGGCGAACCGUACGCAUUAUCCGAAGAGGAUCGUGACAAAUACAGGGGUGAACCUGGACAGCCCGGAUUGGUCGGUUUCCCGGGGCCCCCGGGCCGCCCUGGGUAUGUGGGACCCAUGGGUCCAGUCGGAGCUCCUGGGAGACCCGGACCACCCGGACCCCCUGGACCAAAAGGACAGCCAGGGAACAGAGGACUUGGCUUUUAUGGAGAAAAAGGUGAAAAGGGUGACAUAGGACUGCCAGGACCCAAUGGAAUUCCAUCAGACAACGAUCGUGCCAUCAUCGGGCCCGGGAAAGAAGUGAUUCACCCAGAUCAAUAUAAGGGUGAAAAAGGAAGCGAAGGGGAACCAGGAAUAAAAGGCAUCUCCUUUAAGGGAGAAGAAGGAAUCAUGGGCUUUCCGGGACUGCGGGGUUCCUCUGGCUUCGAUGGUGAAAAAGGAUUACCAGGACAGAAAGGAAUUAGAGGACUGGAUGGUUACCAAGGCCCUGAUGGACCCCAAGGACCCAAGGGAGAAGUGGGUGUCCAAGGCCCCCCCGGACCACCUGCCUAUUCGCCUCAUCCUUCCCUGGGAAAAGGUGCCAAAGGUGAAGCAGGAUUCCCAGGGGAUCGCGGGGAACCAGGAACCCGGGGUGAGCCAGGAGACCGCGGCCCACCAGGUCCCCCCGGCAUAUCCAUCGGAGCUGAAGAUGAGAAGAGAGGCCUACCAGGUGAAAUGGGACCCAAAGGCUUCAUAGGAGAACCAGGCAUCCCUGCUCUGUACCCCGGACCACCAGGAGCUGAUGGAAGCCCAGGGCUCCAAGGACCCCCAGGACUCCCAGGGCUACCUGGACCAGAUGGUUUUCUUUUUGGACUUAAAGGAGCAGCAGGAGCAGUGGGCUACCCAGGCCCUUCUGGGUUCCCUGGGGCUCGUGGACAGAAAGGAUGGAAAGGUGAUGCCGGGGACUGUAGAUGUGAGGGAGAUCAGUUCAUCAGGGGUCUUCCAGGGCUGCCAGGAUCCAAGGGCUUCCCCGGUGCCAAUGGAGAACCAGGGAAGAAAGGGGAUCAAGGCGACCAGGGCCAGCACGGUAUCCCUGGUUUCCCAGGGUUCAAGGGAGUCCCUGGUGAUAUUGGACCUCCUGGGCCCAAAGGAAUAAAGGGAGAUUCUAGAACAAUCACGACCAAAGGUGACAAGGGACAACCAGGUAUCCCAGGUGUGCCUGGGGUGAAAGGUGAUGAUGGAAUCCCAGGGCGUGAUGGGCUUGAUGGAUUCCCAGGCCUCCCCGGUCCUCCUGGUGAUGGCAUCAAAGGCCCUACAGGGGAUGCAGGUUAUCCAGGAGUACCUGGCACUAAGGGAAUUCCAGGAGAAAGGGGUCCUCCAGGAUUAGGCUUACCAGGCCCAAAAGGCGAACGUGGUUUUCCAGGAGACGUUGGACUACCUGGGCCACAUGGCUUUCCUGGUCCUUCUGGCCCCCCAGGCACUCCAGGACAAAUAGAUUGUGAUACAGGUGUGAAAAGGCCCUUUGGAGACAUAGGACAAGAGGCUGUCCAGCCAGGUUGUGUUGAAGGACCCAAGGGAUCACCAGGCUUGCCGGGACCGCAAGGCCCCACAGGUGCCAAAGGCCUCAGAGGAAUACCAGGAUUCUCAGGACCAGAUGGAGAUCCAGGGCUCAAGGGUUUCCCAGGAGAUCCAGGCCGUGAAGGAUUCCCAGGACCACCAGGAUUUGUGGGACCCCGAGGAUCCAAAGGUACAACAGGACUCACUGGGCCGGAUGGACAGCCAGGUCCCAUAGGCCUACCAGGGCCAGUAGGACCACCAGGUGAAAGGGGACUUCCUGGAGAAGUCCUGGGAGCCCAGCCUGGACCACGGGGAGAUGCUGGACUGCCUGGACACCCGGGGCUGAAGGGCCAACCUGGAGAGAGGGGCCCCCCUGGAUUCAGAGGAAGCCAGGGGAUGCCCGGGAUGCCAGGGCUGAAGGGUCAGCCAGGCUUCCCAGGACCUUCAGGCCAAACAGGACUGCCUGGACCACCGGGACUGCAUGGAUUCCCAGGAGCUCCUGGCCAAGCCGGGCCCUUGGGACUGCCAGGUGCCCCAGGCCACGGAGGUCUGUCUGGUGACCGAGGGGAUCCAGGAGACACAGGUUUCCCUGGCCCCGUGGGCAUGAAAGGCCUGUCUGGUGACAGAGGGGAUGCUGGCAUACUGGGUGAGAGAGGUCACCCAGGAAACCCUGGAUUCAAAGGAGUGGCCGGAAUGCCUGGUAUCCCCGGGCCAAAAGGGGACAGAGGUUCUCCUGGUAUGGAUGGUUUCCAAGGUAUGCUUGGGUUUAAAGGAAGACCCGGAUAUCCAGGAAACAAAGGAGAGGCUGGAUUUUUUGGACUUCCUGGUCCAAAAGGUCUGGCUGGUGAACCAGGUGUUAAAGGCAGCCGUGGGGAUCCUGGCCCCCCAGGACCACCUCCCAUCAUCCUGCCAGGAAUGAAAGACAUUAAGGGGGAAAAGGGGGAUGAAGGGCCUAUGGGAUUGAAAGGAUACCUGGGCUUAAAAGGUCUUCAAGGCAUGCCAGGGGUCCCUGGGCUGUCAGGAAUCCCUGGGUUACCUGGGAAGCCUGGCCACAUCAAAGGAACAAAAGGAGACACCGGAGUCCCUGGAGUGCCCGGUUUACCAGGCUUCCCUGGUGUGACUGGUCCCCCAGGGAUUAUAGGAUUUCCAGGAUUCACUGGGAGUAGGGGUGAAAAGGGUGCUCCUGGGAGAGCUGGCCUUUUCGGGGAGAUUGGACCCACGGGUGAUUUCGGUGAUGUUGGAGACACCAUAGAUUUACCAGGAAGCCCAGGCCUGAAGGGAGACCGGGGCGUUACUGGAACCCCAGGUCAAAAGGGAGUCUUUGGAGAGAAAGGAGCAGAGGGCAGCCUUGGCUUCCCUGGGAUAGCAGGCAUGAAAGGAGCCCAGGGUCCUCCCGGACUGAAAGGACAAACAGGCUUCCCAGGGUUAACAGGACUUCAGGGACCACAGGGGGACCCAGGACGAGUUGGACUGCCUGGCGAAAAAGGAAAUUAUGGUUGGCAAGGGGUUCCAGGUUUGCCAGGUACUCCGGGAAUCCGAGGAAUCAGUGGAUUACACGGUCUGCCAGGCACCAAAGGCCUUCCAGGAUCCCCAGGUGCGGACAUCAGUGGGGACCCAGGCUUCCCAGGUACCACUGGGGACAGAGGUGACCGAGGAGAGCCCAACACCUUUCCAGGCCCUGUGGGAAUACCAGGACCAAAAGGAGAGCAAGGAGCACCAGGGGAACGAGGCCCAGUUGGGAGUCCAGGGCUGCAGGGUUUUCCAGGCAUCACUCCCCCUUCCAACAUCUCUGGCUUACCCGGUGACAAAGGGGCCCCGGGGAUAUUCGGCCUGCAAGGUUACCGAGGCCCCCCAGGACCCCCUGGACCUGCGGCUCUUCCCGGCAGCAGAGGAGAUGCUGGGAAUCCUGGAACUCCAGGAAACCCAGGGACCAAAGGAUGGGUAGGGGACCCUGGACCCCAAGGCAGACCCGGUGUGUUUGGUGUACCUGGAGAAAAAGGUCCCAGAGGUGAACAAGGACUCAUGGGGAACACCGGUGCCACAGGGAGUGUGGGUGACAGAGGCCCCAAAGGACCCAAAGGAGACAGAGGACUCCCAGGUGCCGCUGGUUCUUUAGGAUCCCCAGGGAUUGCAGGAAUCCCCCAGAAGAUAGCUGCUGAACCAGGGACGAUGGGUCCCCAUGGAAGGAGAGGUCUUCCUGGUGCACCUGGAGAGAUGGGGCCCCAGGGCCCUCCAGGAGACCCAGGUUUGCGUGGGGCACCAGGAAAGUCAGGACCCCAGGGAAGAGGUGGCGUGUCUGCUGUCCCGGGAUUCCGGGGAGACCAAGGACCCAUGGGCCAUCAGGGGCCAGUUGGCCAAGAAGGGGAGCCCGGCCGCCAGGGGAGCCCCGGCCUACCGGGCAUGCCGGGUCGCAGCGUCAGCAUCGGCUAUCUCCUGGUGAAGCACAGCCAGACAGACCGGGAGCCCAUGUGCCCCGUUGGCAUGAACAAGCUCUGGAGUGGAUACAGCCUGCUGUACUUUGAAGGCCAGGAGAAAGCCCACAACCAGGAUCUGGGACUGGCAGGCUCCUGCCUGGCGCGGUUCAGCACCAUGCCCUUCCUCUACUGCAACCCUGGUGACAUCUGCUACUAUGCCAGCCGGAACGACAAGUCCUACUGGCUCUCCACCACUGCCCCGCUGCCCAUGAUGCCUGUGGCCGAAGAUGAAAUCAGGCCCUACAUCAGCCGCUGCUCCGUGUGCGAGGCCCCGGCUGUUGCCAUCGCGGUCCACAGUCAAGAUGUGUCCAUCCCCCACUGCCCAGCCGGGUGGCGGAGUUUGUGGAUCGGCUAUUCCUUCCUCAUGCACACAGCCGCAGGGGAUGAAGGUGGCGGACAGUCGCUGGUGUCUCCGGGCAGCUGUCUGGAGGACUUCCGGGCCACACCUUUCAUCGAAUGCAACGGGGCCCGCGGCACCUGCCACUACUACGCCAACAAGUACAGCUUCUGGCUCACCACCAUCCCCGAGCAGAACUUCCAGGGCUCCCCGUCGGCCGACACCCUCAAAGCCGGGCUCAUCCGGACACACAUCAGCCGUUGCCAGGUGUGCAUGAAGAACCUGUGACCGGCUCAUCCGGACACACAUCAGCCGAUGCCAGGUGUGCUCGAAGAACCUGUGAUGCUCGGCCCGGGAGGGAGACCAGAGAGUGCUGUCUGCUAAAGUCGACAUUCGCGUCGGGAAGGUCCAUUUCGGUGCUUAUUCUUAACAUAAUACCUCAGAUGCUGACCCCAAAAUUGAUUGUUUUUUUCUUUAAAAAUAUAAAAAAAAAACCAAUAAAGUCUACCAAAGGAAUUCAGCACCAGCAUUUACACCAAUAGCCACUUUGCUCCUGUAACAGGCUCUGGCCACUGUAACUUGACUCCAGAAUGAAGCCCUGCCUCUGCGUGACUCCCUGAACCCUCAAAAUAGAUAACCAAUAACAGGUCAAGCACUCCCAAUCAGGUCAUACUAGAUGAUCACACCACUAAGUAUACUAGCUACUCAGUCUUUACCUAUAUAGUCAUUGUACUUUCCAGUGCCACAGACAGCUCACUUUAUUUUCAUGGAGUGGUACAAACAAGACGGCAGCGAUCAAAGGUCGCAGCCUGGGACACCCUAAUGCCCAAUGGGCUCCUGGGAGUCUCCUGUGGAUGGUGGGUCUCGCCCUUUUUUCUACCCAACAUUAUAACAGCCCUAUUUUCUCUCAAAUCCUCUUCUCAGUCCACUCUCUGUGGCUGUGAGUUGUCCUCAGCCCCUCAGGAGGGCCAAGUGGGUUUCUUAUUUUUAAAAAGUACCUACCUGAUCUUCACACACCAACUAUCAUUCUUCCCCCCACCCUCCCACAUCCUGCCAGAGCGUGGGAUUUGGCAGAACUCACAGAGAAAUGGCAAUCUUUAAAGCUAGUCUGUUCCCAACAGCGCAACUUGAAGAUAAACUUUGUAAAGUCAGCAGUGAUUUUCUACUGCCCCAAGUUAUCCGGAAGAUUUUACCCUCCAUAUAUACAUGAUUUUUUUUAGUUGUAUUUUUAUGAUUACUCUAUCCUUGUCUAACUACCACAAAAUAAAACUUGGUUUUGAACCUUUUUAAACCCUAA
This is a messenger RNA of Loxodonta africana (African savanna elephant), 6273 nucleotides long. It is a transcript of the gene COL4A2, whose product is annotated as collagen type IV alpha 2 chain. NCBI's taxonomy places the organism in Eukaryota, Metazoa, Chordata, Mammalia, Proboscidea, Elephantidae. The record is from RefSeq and is a predicted model, not a curated record. The coding region runs from base 129 to 5264 and encodes 1711 amino acids. The transcript has 48 exons. Gene Ontology annotation, molecular function: extracellular matrix structural constituent conferring tensile strength. Gene Ontology annotation, cellular component: collagen type IV trimer. Gene Ontology annotation, biological process: glomerular basement membrane development; collagen-activated tyrosine kinase receptor signaling pathway.